Molecule: messenger RNA, 1263 nt
Organism: Enterobius vermicularis (human pinworm)
Lineage: Eukaryota; Metazoa; Nematoda; Chromadorea; Rhabditida; Oxyuridae
Source: the annotation of a GenBank genome assembly
AUGAUUUUUUUAAUUUUCUGGAUAUUAUUACAAGUGGUUUUUUGCGAACAACUGGCAUCUGUGUUAUCAAACGAUUACAGCACAGAAGAGAGGAAAUUUUUACUUUACGAUGUUAAUUAUGGAGAGGGUUUCAAUCUUAGACGCGAUGUGUAUAUGAGAGUAGCUAAUACGGUACGUUUAUUGAGAAAUAAUGGUCACAAUUAUAUAUUGGUGCUCCCAGCAUGGGGUGGCCUGUAUCACUGGAAGAAACGGUCAAACAAAUUACCGUGGUCAACUUUCUUUGACAUAAACAGUUUAAACGAUUUCGUUCCGGUUAUUGAAUUCCAGGACUUUCUUCAAGAGAUUAACCACGACGGUAUCGACGAAGUUGCAUAUCUUCAGGCUUAUGCAGAAGGGUGGACUUCCGGAAACUAUGAGAUAAAGUUUGACAGAAGGCCAUGUAUUCAGGGCCACCAGUAUUAUAGAUUAGAGGAUGGAAAAUGGCGAAGCUGGUUUUUUUCGUAUGAAUAUGUUUGGGCUAAGAACUUUUCUUGCAUAUCGAUCCAAGGAGAUUCAAAUACGCUGACCAAAAUGAUCGAAAGUUAUUAUCCCGACGCUCCUACUUUAUUUGUUGAUAGGGCAGAACAAAUUCUUCAUAGUGUUUUUGGUGACAAAUAUUACUGGGAAGCAAGAAGAUCUAUGCGAUAUGCACCGCAUUUGGUAAAAAUUGGCGACAAAUUUAGGAAAGAGAAAUUAGGCUCAUCUGAUUCCCAUGAUCGAACAGUGCUAACAGGGCCAUGGAGAGACGUAAAGAAACAUCAUGGAGAAGCUUUGGGUGGCGAUUUCUUAUGUGUUCAUUGGAGGAGGCAAGACUUUGUUCACCAUCACAGUUCGAUCAUCCCUUCAGUAAAGGGUGCAGCAGAACAGAUUUUGAAAAUUCUGCGAGCAUAUAAUUUGACACAAUUAUUCUUGAGUACAGACGCUGCAACUGAAGAGGUUGAGCUUUUAAAAAGCCAUUUAUCAUCCGAUGUGAGCGUUGAAAGGUAUGAGCCGGAAGAAGAGCUCACAGAUGGAGAAGUGUCAGUUAUUGACCAAUGGGUAUGUGCACAUGCUCGUGUUUUUACUGGAACUCACUCUUCUACGUUUUCGUAUCGCAUACAAGAAGAUAGAGAAAUCCUAGGAUUUCUCCCCAAAACGACAUUUAAUAAUCUUUGCCCGGACGACAAUGACCAGUGUGAGCAGCCUUCAGAAUGGAAGAUAACUUAUGAGAAUGCUAAUUUUUAG